AACAAAGUCCAGGAGAUGUUUGGCGAAUCUGCUCGAGCCUUGUGCAAGAGGAAGAGGAACGAGUUUAAAUCGGGUAGCGUAGCUAUGGCAAGCGUCGACAAAGGAAAAUCAACUAAAAAGCAGAAAUACGACAGACAGCUCAGAUUAUGGGGUGAUCAUGGCCAGGAUGCGCUGGAAAAUGCCCACGUUUGUCUGAUCAACGCUUGUGCAACAGGGACAGAAAUACUGAAGAAUCUGGUACUUCCAGCAUUCACCAUUGUGGAUGGUCAUAAAGUCAGUGGAGACGAUGCUGGAAAUAACUUCUUUCUUACUAAGAGCAGCAUUGGCAGGAAUCGGGCUCAGGCUGCCACAGAACUAUUACAGGAGCUCAACAACGAUGUGUCUGGAAAUUUUGUGGAGGAGAGUCCGGAUAAGCUCUUGGACAACGACCCUGACUUUUUCUGUAGGUUUAGCUUGGUGAUUGCAGUUCACUUACCUGAAAGUACAAUAUUGUGUUUAGCUGCUUUUUUGUGGGGUGCUGGAGUGCCACUUCUGGUCUGCAGGACGUAUGGGCUCAUUGGGUAUAUGAGACUGGUGGUGAAAGAGCACACAGUCGUAGAAUCCCACCCAGACAAUGCACUUGAGAAUCUAAGGCUGGAUCAUCCAUUUCCAGAACUCAAAAAGCACAUUCAGUCAUAUGCCUUGGAAAAUAUGGAAAAAAGGGAUCAUAGCCAUACGCCUUGGAUCAUCGUGAUGGCGAAGUAUCUGGAAAAAUGGCGCAGUGAGCACAAUAGCAGAUGCCUAAGAGCUAUACAGAAAAAGAAGCUUUUCGAGAACUUAUUUGACAAGGAAUUCGUAAAAAUGAGAGUGGAGAAUUUUGAUGAAGCCAUAAAAAAUGUCAACACUGCUUUGAACCCUACAAAUAUUUCAAGUGGAGUUGACGAACUCUUGCAGGAUGAGAACAGUAAAAACAUCAAAGCCCAGGUGUUUAUAAACCAAGUUGAAGAAGACAUUGGGAAGCUCAAGUCUUGUGUGAACAGUCUUCUUCAAGAGAAUGGCCUUGUUGUAAAUGUAAAAGACGAUUACAUCCAUGAAUUCUGUCGUUAAGGUGCUGUGGAACCACACACAGUUGCAUCAUUUGUGGGAGGAUCUGCUGCCCAGGAAGCCAUCAAAAUAAUUACUCAUCAGUUUGUACCCUUCAAUAACACUUUUAUUUACAAUGCAAUGGCACAGGCAUCUGCCACGUUCCAGUUGUAUAGCGAAGCUGCUGCACUAAAACACUGUACACGUUGUAUAACCUCCUGUAAGAUAUUGGAACAUACCUGUUUAGUGUUGCUAUAAAAAAAAAAAAAAAAAAAAAGAAAAACAAACAUAAUAAGUUAUCCUUGUGGCUCUUUGUGCCUGUGUGUUUUUUACUUGGAUUUUUUUUUUUUUAGCUUUUUCAAUAAUUUCCUGGACAUCAAAUCUUAGAAUAAAAAAAAUAAAAAAUGAUGUUCAAUACUUUUUGUUUGCUGUGUAAUCCAUCUGUGACAGCAGUACAUUAAACUAUAACUAUAAUAUAUAUAAUUAAUUAUUUUUGGCCUGUUGACUUAUAAAAAAGUAAAACCCACUACAGAGUGGCAAAUUUAUCUGCCAGCAGAGCAUUCACCUUACACUACUUUAAUCAAAUCUUGGAAUGAAGUUUGCUAUAAUAGUUGUAUGUCCUGCUGCCUAUCUAUGUUGCCGUUUGUAACAGUUGCACUGAAAACCUGAUGUAAUACAAGCAAUUCUGCAAGUGAAGUUAUUCGCUUUCCUUGUAGGUUAAGUUUCAAUAGAUUUUUGAUCUUGCCCUGUUUCAGGAUAAAAAUCUUUUUUUUUUUCUCCCUGGGUUAAUGGGUGCCAUUUUUUUAUUAGUUGGUAAAGUGCUUAGUUUAGAACCACAAGGUUUGAUUUCCAACAUUUAACAGCUGUUUCAUCCUUACUCCUCACACCCAGAAGACAUUAAGCCCUGUGCCUCCCAUGUCCUGAUCUGUUUUGUAAGCUUGUUUUUGUUGUUUGUGGGGGUGGGCGUAGUAACAGAAUUUGAAUACCUCAUUGUAUGCCUGACAAACGAUAGCCAAUCCAGCUCUACCUUUUUGGGCGUGAUCAAGUUUGCAAUUUUCAUUGGAGCACAGAGGCGAAAUAGAACCAGAUAAAACGUAAUGAGAAAGCAAUACUUAUCAGCAGAGGGGAUAGGAUUAGACUUGUCAGAAGACACAAAUCAUAGCAAGUACAGUACUGUGCUGUGAUGUGUAAUUUGCUUCAUUUGAAAAAGUUAAAGGACCAAAUCUUGUACAUGUGGCAUAGUUCUGUAGCUAAAGUAGUAGUAAAUAUACAGUUCUGUGUUCUGACAGCCCAGCUGAGAAUUAUUGCAAUAUGUGUUUAUAACAGAUUAAAAAAAGACAACGCUUUUCUGUGUGUUGUUGUAUUUCAAUUUGACAUUGCUUUUCAUAAAUGUCUUUUUUUUUUCUAGCACUUGUUUAUUGUGGACUGCUGCUUAAAAUGGACAAAAGGCUUUGUCUCUGUGUCCACAUUAGGAGUAUACUGCAUUACGCGUCUUGCAUAUCGUUUACAAAAUAAUAUGCGCACAGUCACUCGUUGUGCUGUUGAGAUGCUUGUUUUCCAGGCUUUAUUUUCUCCUGAUACUCUGGUACAAAAAAAAAAAUAAUUUGUCCGGUCACAAUGCUGUAAGGCACUUCCUGUGCUACAGGUAAUAGCACCCUGCCUGACCCUAUUACCUGUAACACACAAAACCUUUUCUAGUCUGGGAGGGGAAAUGGGUUAAAGAUGAGGAAUGUUUUUAAAAUUUGGUUAUUAUCUCCCAGUUUGUGAGAAAAAAACAAAAUAAACCACAAUUAUUCAUUGCACAACUGGUGAUUGACAGUCCCUUUUGUGAUCUGUACAGAUUUUACGUAGGUUUGGCGAAGCUGCAGGGCACAGAACCUCGCCUGUGGUUUAUGUAACAUUUCAAAUAUCAACACUCGUCCAAAAAAGAACUUUAAUGCCGUAUAUUACAGGAGAAAAUAAGAACUCCGAAAACAUUAAAAAGGGAUCUUUUUUUUUUUUUUUUAAUGGUGGUAUGGCAAUACUCACAAUAAUUUGAAGGAAACCUAACAUGCCUUUUUUUCAUAGGCUUAUGCCAUAUGAACCUUCAUAAAUAAGCAAAACCUAUUUUUAAAACUAUGGGGAACUAUCCACAUAUGUGCCAAAGAUUACCAACCUUAACUCCGUUAACUGCAGAAUGAUUUACCAUCCUGGAAAUAUCUCUUGGCAAACUAUUUUUUGCAUAUUGGAAAGUUCAAAACCUGCACGUAAACAAUGUCACAUAUUAUUAUACAAUUACUCUUUUCACAGGUUUCUUAAGACCUUUGAGGCAUUGAGCAGCAAUGAAUCAACGUUGAAACUUGAAAGGCCACAAUGCAACAUACCGAUUAAAGGUGUUGCCUCCUCUUGAAAUUUUAAAUGAGUCUGUACUCUUGUUAGCUCAUAAGCUAAAUAUCAGAUCUGAAGGUGUUUCCCAUAUCGGCUGGCCAUACUGCUGCUGUGGAAGUAAACAAACCGAAAUGAAAGUUGAUACCUACAGUUAAGAUCUGUUGUGUGUAGCUAGAUCAAAAUGCUUAGGCCCUCAGUUUGAUUCAGUUAUCGGUUUGAAUCAUAGCUCAAAAGCACUAUGGAUAUAGUCCUCGAGAACAUUUGCCCACAGGUUGUUGCCUCCACUUGACUUGUUCCAUUGCUCUGCAUUUUUUCACAAAACAGCCUGAAUGACAAUAUGUUGGGGGGACUGAAAUCUUAAAAUGCCCAGGCAAUCUAUAUGAAUUGUUGGCAAGAUUUUUUUUUUUUUUUUUUAAUUCAAUUGGCAGCUUUCCAUGUGUAAUAAAGCUUGUCUUUGUGUUAUUUCACUUGUAGUUUGUUUUGUUAGUAGCAGGUUUCUCAUGCCCUGGCAAACUCGAUUGGCAGGAAUUAACCUUUUCAAU
This is a messenger RNA of Polyodon spathula (Mississippi paddlefish), 3971 nucleotides long. Its product is annotated as NEDD8-activating enzyme E1 regulatory subunit-like. The coding region runs from base 16 to 1086 and encodes 356 amino acids. The record is from RefSeq and is a predicted model, not a curated record. The transcript is spliced from 15 exons. Gene Ontology annotation, molecular function: ubiquitin activating enzyme activity. Gene Ontology annotation, biological process: ubiquitin-dependent protein catabolic process; DNA damage response; protein ubiquitination. Gene Ontology annotation, cellular component: cytoplasm; nucleus. NCBI's taxonomy places the organism in Eukaryota, Metazoa, Chordata, Actinopteri, Acipenseriformes, Polyodontidae.